AUGACACCAGUACAAGUUCUAAAAUCUCCACAAAGAGAAGCUACAAGGAUGAACUUGCAUCAGGUAUGACUCAAACUGGUAUGAUAUUUUUGUACUGGUGUAGUGACCAGGUUAACAAAUACAGAGCUCAAAAUGGGAACUGAAUAAAUUGUGACCACUAUGAAUUAAAGUCAUACUGAAGCAACGUGAGCAGGUACAGGCUCUCCGCUGAAAUGGAACAGUGUGAGAUGCUGGGAAACUGCCUACCCACAGUACCCACCCUCCCCUAACCCAACAUUAACACUAAUUUUCUCUUGAGACAAAAUGUUGGGUUAGGGAGGGUGGUUGGGCUUUUUUUUCCCAGAAUUGUAUACCAAAACAGUUUAGCAGUAAUACUUUAAUAACACCCUUGAAUCUUAGUCAUGUGUACAUCCAAACCUAACCUAGUGGAUCACAAAAGUUCUCAUUUUUUGAAAUUCUCUUUUGCAGCUAGGAGAUCACAUUCAUUUGCCAUUGAGCAUUGAAGAAACAAGGUAUAAUAAAAAUUAUUGCCUAGAGCUAAAAGUGAGGUUAAGGUAGUCGAAUGCUUUUUACUCGUGUCUAUAAUGUUUACAAAUUGAUGAUGAUUUCUGUUUGUGUCCAUCAAUGCGUUCGUGAAGGUGGCCGUGAGUAUAACCAACAUAUCCUGCAUCGCACAGGUUACGUUGAAAUUGAUAAACUAAACAUUGUUGGUUAACAAUGGCUGGCUUGACUUCUUGAAAUUUAAGGUCUUCGUUGAGUUUGUAAACAUUAUCUUAGCGAACAUAACUCGGACGUACCACCUUUUCUUUCAGAACAAUUUCACGUGCUCACUAAAGGUUCUAACAAAUUUGAUUGCCUAAUUAAGGAGAUGCUCUUUAUAAGAAAACUCAAACCAUCCCUAAACGUGCAGGCGGACUCGAUUCGCGCAAAGGUAUUCACUUGAAGAACUUGUGAUCCUUUGUUAUUAUGCUAAUUUGUAGAGACUAUAGAAAUCAAAUCUUUGCAUUAUUUAUUCAUUUUGCCUUGAGAAUGGUGUCAUGAUGAUACCGAAAGGUUGGCUUUUAGUGUUAAUAUUCGCUUGCUUAUGUUUUAAGAAAUCGUUAUUGAUCAAAAAGUAAAGUCUGUAGUCGAAAACCCACUGCUUAUUAUACAAUAUUGCAGGAAUGGAAUUUGAUACUCGAGUAGAGAUAGCAACUAACAGGUUUAAAUUUCAAAUAAUCAGUUCGUUAUGAGAAUCUAUGAGGGUAAGCUUGACCAGGGUUGACUGUAAUACAGACAUAAAAGGGACAUGCAACAGACAAGCUUUACCCCAGAAUCAAAUCUUUAUAGUUAGCAACUUGUUAACUCUGGGUUAACACUAGAAUUAAGCAAUAAUUAUCAUUGUUUAAACAAAACACAUGCACACUGAAAAGAUGCCCAUGAAUUGAAACUUUAAAUUUAUUCCAUAGACCAAGCAGGUUAAUAAUAAUUAAUGAUCAAACGUUUUAUGGGAGGGACUGGGCUGAGUUCAGAUCUCAAAACUUAGCAGGGCUUCUUGUCUUUUUUUUUUUCUCACUUCAACUUAGACCUGGGCAGCAAGUGGAAGACUAUUUUUUUGAACUGCUCUCCACUAAUAAUGAGAUGGUAAGUCCUAUAUGCAGAGCUUGA
Porites lobata is the source of this 1647-nucleotide messenger RNA. NCBI's taxonomy places the organism in Eukaryota, Metazoa, Cnidaria, Anthozoa, Scleractinia, Poritidae. The record is from the annotation of a GenBank genome assembly.